ACUUAUCUCAAGUGUUUCACAAACUAUGGUCACAAUUUAUUUGAGGGUAAAGAUUUUCUUGUGAAGUAAUAAAAAAAAAAAUUGCCUAAAAGGUAAAGUAGCCAGCGUUCGCAAAAAAAAAACUGACAUGUACAUUAAUGUACAUAACCUAAUCCGUGUAUUCGAUAAAAACUAGUUAAUUUGAGUUUUUGUUAAUUUAAAAUACAUUUACAUGUUCUUUUAUUUUUAAAACUUUCAGUAAACCGUGAUUAUUUUUACUUUUCAAAGAGAGUUAAAUUGAUUACUCUUUUUUUAAAACUAUAUAAAAAAAAAUCCUAAAAUUUUGAUUUCCAUUUCCCCUACCUACCUAGAGUAAAAUGGCUAAAAAUACAUCAAAAGUAGGAAAAAAAACGAAUGAGGAAAUCUUUGCUGGUUUCCAAACUCUUCGUAAUGAACAACGUCAAUUAGGGAGUAAAAUAUCAGAAUUACAAAUGGAGUUAAACGAACAUAAGAUCGUAAUUGAGACUUUGCGGGGAGUGGAGUUGACCCGUAAGUGUUUCCGGAUGUUUGGGGGCGUGCUUGUCGAACGCACCGUAGCUGAGGUGUUGCCAGAGCUGAUCAGCAAUUAUGAACAGCUACCUAAGGCCAUCCAGUCCCUAGAAGACCAACUCACUCAGAAGGGAGAGGAGAUCAAUAAAUACAUUGAGGAACAUGAUAUUCGCAUCCAACGUGCUGAUCGCACCAUGCCUGAACCACCUCCAGAGCAAUCCACCUCUACCAAGUCUAAUGUGCUAGUUGCUAGCGGUUAACUAUACUGAUCCUUUCAUUUCAUAUAGCUGUCGCAGUGUAUUGACAGUGAGACUAGUCCUACAUUUGCCUAAAGCAGUGUGAGGUAGUACUGGGAAACUUUUUAUUAUUAACAAUACUAUUACGGUGUGGCUUGAUAAAUUAGUUCUGGCUGAUGUUUAGGGGCAAGGGGGGCAAACAUGGUAUUAUGAAGCAGUACUUUAUGAAUAUGAUGACAAGAAAAGGAAAAUCUAACUGAAUAUCCAUCUCAACCAGAUAAAUAAAUCAUUUUAGUGUGACAAUACUCCAAGACACUUAACCACAUAUUUAAAGAAAGGAAUACUACAGCGAAAACUCCACAGAGAAUAAUUAAUUCCCCAGCUGAAUGUGCUCAAAUAAUGUGGAAUUAAACUCAAUAAACAGUUUUUUCAGGCAGUAGAAUAUGAACCCUUGUCUAGUGGAAAGUAGUAUGAUAAUAAACUUUAAUAAUAAAAUAGAUCUUGAACAACUUUUCAACACUUUUCAUGGAAUAUGUAAUACAAAUGCAGAGAAGCAGUCUCUUUGUCCCAACAAUUAUGAGAAUAGCUUCAUUUAAGAAGUCAAGACAAUAUGGAGUUUUUUGUUGUUGUCCUCACCAUUCUUUAACAAUGUCUAAGGUGACAGUGAUAUAUUUCUAAUCAAAAACAAUAAGCUUUGAAUGUUUAAACUCUAAACAUUAGAGUAAUAUAUGAGAGAAAAAUAAUUUAAAUAGUAAAAUGUUUUCCACAUUGUGCUAUAUGUAUAUUCCCAAUGCUGUCACAGCAUCUGAAGCUCACCUAUGCAGAGUCAAUGUGAUUGGUAGGCAACUGUAAUAAGUAGAAAUAUCACUGAAACCUUGAGAGUAUUGUUUAACUGUGUACAUAGCUUUAAGGUUUACUGCUAUUUUGAAGUGUUUGGCCAGUUAACAAGCCUGAAUGCCUGAAUUUUUCAUUUGCCCUUGCCCAGACGAGCAUACGGCUCACCAUUGCCAGGGGUAGAGCCAACUUACUGCCAACAAUUUGAAUGAUAUACUAUACGCAUGUCCGAGUUCAGAGAUGAACUAUGGCAAUCAGGUAAUAACUUUGUGUAAAAAGUCUCAACUGAAAAGUUAAUAAGUUUGGAUAAUUUAUUACUUGCACCAUACUCUAAGUGAGCAUGGUUAGAUUAUUACCUUAUUUCUAUGGACAACUAUACAAUAUAAUUAAAACUUCCUAUACUCUUAGCAGGAUGGUGACAUUCAUAAUGUUGUCAGAGGUCUGAUAAAAUUUUAAUACCAGGUGGGAUGUCACAAUAAAACAGUGACAACUUUUUCUGUUUCAUCAGGUGAAUUUUAAUAUGAUUAUAAAACAUGAUCAUGGCUAGAUUCAUAUUUGGUUUUAAUUUUUGGAACCUUAAAAUUUAUUGUUACUUAAAAUAAAAAUAGCCAGGAAUAACAAGAAACUUUAUUUUAUAAUAUAGAAAAGAAUAACUAAACAAAAAAAAGUGUACUAAUAUUUAUUUCAUGUAAAGUAAUUUUGUAUAAAAUAUAUUUCUGAAAAAUUCA
Molecule: messenger RNA, 2326 nt
Organism: Bombyx mori (domestic silkworm)
Lineage: Eukaryota; Metazoa; Arthropoda; Insecta; Lepidoptera; Bombycidae
Gene: Pfdn2
Product: prefoldin subunit 2
Exons: 2
Coding region: 357-788 (143 amino acids)
Biological process (GO): protein folding
Cellular component (GO): prefoldin complex; cytoplasm
Molecular function (GO): protein folding chaperone
Source: RefSeq, a predicted model, not a curated record